GGAGAGGGGGAAGGAUCAGGAUUUCUGCAAGAGAGGAGGACCGAAGUCGUCGCAACGCAACGCCAAGGAACCAGUUGAAACACAAGAAUAUGCCCUUCAUUUCUAAAGACUGGCGUUCUCCUGGGGAAGAAUGGGUGAAAACUGAAGAAGGUUGGGAGAAAAAGAAGGUGUUAGAAUGUGGAAGGCAAAUUUUGGGACCCCCCACUGAAAAUCUGGAGUCGAGGUGUAGGGGAAUUACCAAUUACAGUACAGAUGUUCCAUUUAGGGAUGGUCUCUCCAAGAACUGCAGUAUGGAUGAAGACGAAAAAGAAAAUAUGCAAGUUGAAGACCAAAGUACUGCCAUUUUUAUGGAUGGCAACAACCGGGUUGAUUUAAAGGUUGUUGUCAAUAGGACGAACAGUCAAGAUGGGACAAUUCAGCCACAUUGUCACAUCACUGUGAAAUGUACUAGAGAGAUUGCUGGAUUUAAUGGCCUUAGUGAUGCCCUAAAGAGACUUGACUUCCGAUCUGCAGUCCAUGAUGGUAGACGUUUUCAUUACAUUUGUAAACUCCUCGAUUUGCUCAUCACUCAAAAACUAAGCAUGCUUUCAGGCUGUGCUCAGAAAGUAUUAUUUGCUAUGCUGGAAGAGGUUGCUUAUCAAGUUUCAGCUAGUCAACAAAACAUGCAUAUGCUCAGGAAACUCUUGACUGAAUUAAGAGCAAUGAUCGAUUGUGCCUGUUGGGGGCGGCCUCUUGGCAGUACUCGGUUGUGGGAACAGCAUUUGCAAUCUAUUGACCGCAUUCUUUCCAUCGCUAAUACCAUUCAAAUCAGAGAACCUCAUGAUGACAUGUAUCCAAAACUGCAAAAUUUGCCUGAAGAAUGUGUGAGAGAAAUACUGUUGAGAUUAGCUGACCAUAAGGAUGUCGAGAACAGCAGUAAAGCAUACUCAGUCAUGCAAAACUUGAGUAGUGAACAGCGCAUAUGGAGGGAACUCUGCUCUUUCCAUUUUACAGAUGCUCAAAUCAAUUUUGUUUUGGAAAACAUCAGAAAACAGGAUGAGCAACUUCAUGAGAAACAACAACCGUUGGAUCUCAUCGGCCAUUUGACAAGGGAUAUUCAUGAUACAACCCCACAUCAAGAGACGGGUACCAGUCAAGAAAUUGAGACCGUCGAGAAUCCUCCUGAUUGGAAGAAGGUUUACCACAAACUCAGAAAGUGCUAUGGACUCAGAGAAGAUUAUCCAGAAAUGAUACAACUAUGCCGCAAUUGCUGUUGCCUGUUUUGGAAAUCAAUUGGACAUCCUUGCAUCGCAGAUCAAGAUCCAACUUUCCAAGAGAAACUAGACACUGUUGACAAAAGUUCCCUUCAUGUUCCUGUUCCCCCUCACGCUUUCCUUAAAUUUUUCUCACUGUGAUUUAAUUGUUGUUGAAACAAGGAGGUAUUUAAUUUAACUAAGUACAUACGAUAGUUAAUACAUAAUUUGGGUUUAGGGCUGGGCUGUGGGCCACUACGUUUAUACAGUUUUAUCCCACACGCACAGAUAAAAAUUUCUUUUGACUAUGUAACAAUGUUUUGUUGUUUGUUUUCCCUUAGGAAUAAAUUAUGGUAGAAAUCUCAAAUCAGUUCGCUGCGCAAGCUCUCUUCAAGUUAGAGCUAAAUGAAAAUGUUCUACCCCCUUCCACCUGCAUGGAAAAAAAUAGGUUUGCUGGCUGUGACAUCCAGUGAAAAAUGCAUCUAUUCUGAAAAGUGCAGUUAUUUUGUGUGAUAAUCUGUCCCAGCAGCUGUCAAUUGUGAUAUUGUUUUUUGAUGAUUGAACAUGUUUUUCAUGUUUCAGUUGAGUUACUGUGUGUACUAUCCUUUUCCUAUUUAUUAAGAGGGCUCAUUUCUCCCAUUUAGUCAGAUCAAAAGUGUACAUGUCAGCAAAUGUCCAUCAUUUCCGGAAUGUUUUUGUGUCUUGUCCUUUAUUUUAUUGUGUUCUUCAUAGGCAUUAUACGAAUGCCAAGGUCACACAGAUUGAUUAAGGUCUGUGAUGCUUCCUGAAUACUUGUGUUUUAAUAAUAAAAAAGAAAAGUUCGUCUAAAAAGUUUGUAGGAAAAAAAGAUUGAUCAAUACUUUUCGAAUCAACAUAAACAUAACUGUUUUGUCAUGUGAUGUCAUCUUAUAUGUGGAGAACUGUUAAUGACCCUGUUUGUAAGUUCCUGUUUGUUCCAAAGUCUAUUCAACUGUUAAAUUCAUUUGCUUUUUGAAAUUUUACUAUUUUUAGUGAUUUCACAGACUUUUGCUGAGUUAAUUUAAAUCACUUCACUUCAAGUCAUCAAAAUGAAAGGUCCUGAUUCAUUUUUACUCUGGAUUGUUAAAGCAGGGUAGCCAUCAAAAUACAUCUUAUUGUGCUUAUGUUGGGAGUUUUUGCACUUUUCUUUAACUCCACAGUAAGAAUAAGAUGAAGCUUUUAUCAUCUGCUUUAUUCUUAACAUUUGUGUUUCUCCUUAGCAUGAUGUUAUGCAAUGUUUUUUUUGUGUGUUUGUUUUUUAAAGAUUUUAAUUAAGAUGGACAUUUUUUUUUUUACUCUAAUAAGCAUAUGCAAUGUUGGAUGGGCUUUGCUCUUCAAUCCAUCCAGUAAUAUAUAGAUUCUGUUUGGGGAGUGAAGUGACCGAUCAGCAGUCCAAUACAUAUUUUCAGCUUCAUUUAUGUAAUUUGUUUCCAGUCUUUGGUGUGUUAAUAAGGUAAGCAGGCAAAAUGAUGUUCUGUGAUUUUGUACCCUGUGAUAGGGGAUUUCCUCUGGGAAGUUAUUUUUAUGUAUAUCAUUGCACUUCUGAUGAUAAUUCAUUAAUCAUACUCAAGUUGUUAAGUGGCCGUUUUCAGUUGUUUGUUAUUGUACUACUUAUUUCUGAUCUAAUUUUUCGCUAGCUUUCAUGCUCAGUUGUUUAAACAUUUCUUUCUGGUCUAAGAAAUAUAGCAAAGCACAUUAUGCAAUUUUGGAAUUUCCUAGAGUUUCCAUCUAUGAGAAUUCUGGCUUCUGCAGCUAAAGUCUGAGCACUGCCCUUACUCUUACUCGUGAUUUUUUAGUAAAAUACAGCUGUAUUUUCUUGGGUGCUGUAUCUUUGCACUAGUUUUCCUCUGAUUCGCCUACAUAAGCUUUAAGUUUGUUGAUGCAUUAAUUUACAUCAUGUUUACUGCAGAAUGAUUCUAAUAUUGCAGCUUUGUAAGAACCAAAUUUUAUUUUAAACCUUUAGCACACUAAGUAUUUUAUUAGAAAGUGAGAUCAUUUAUUGAAUAUAUGUUUCUACGUAGAAAACGUUAAUCUUAUCCAAAAAUUUAACCGUUUUUGAUUGUUAUUAUGGCACUUGCCAUCUUUUAGACUUUAUUAUUGGGAGGAUUACUUUAGGUCAAAAGUUAUAGGAUAUGACUGAUUGAUGCAAUUUCUGGUACGAAAGUAUAUACAAGAAAAUAAAGGAGAACAAAUUACAAAUUUUUAUCAAUUGUUAAAAACAUAGCUGCUAGCUGUGACCUUGGAUAUUGAAUAAAUUGAAUAAUUUAGAAACCAGGGACAAAACUAAGGCCAGUGAUGUCAUUUUGACCUAAAAAGAAAAUGUUGUUCCCUUGAAGUUUACUUGUUUCUUUGUUGUGUUUCUGCGUUCUGUGUGUUGUCCUUCCCUAAUUAUCUCAUUUCGUAAGCACUGCCAACUGAGAAACUGAGUUGAUUUUUGUUGUGGUUGUGGGGUACUCUGAUGAAAGUCCUGAUUUUUGUUAUUUGAUGACAAGGACUAUUUUUUCUAUGAGAAAACCAUAGCGUCCCAUAAUGUUACCAUUAACACUAUGCUCAUACAGUUUUUGACAUUGUCCAACCGCAUGGCAAUGGCAUCAAUGUUCUUUUUGUUUUUUAAUUAAGAGAAGUGCUGCUGUACAUAUAGUUCAGCCCUAAAUUAUCCCUGUGAUUGGGAAUAUUGGGGUUUCUAGUCUGCAGUAGCCACCAAUUUGUAAUUUCUCACAAUGACACUGGAGGUUUAUUGUCUGAAGUAUUGUAGUCAUGUAGAAGACAGCUUUGAUGCCUACUUGCACAGUUUUGCUAUCAUAAUGUAAUCCAUUUUAUUUUUGCUGCAGUGAUUUACUGCCGUGUUGUGAGAUUGUUUUGGCUAUAUAAAAAUUGCCACUAAAUAUA
This is a messenger RNA of Frankliniella occidentalis (western flower thrips), 4139 nucleotides long. RefSeq names its product F-box only protein 32. The record is from RefSeq and is a predicted model, not a curated record. Gene Ontology annotation, biological process: protein ubiquitination. The transcript is spliced from 8 exons. Gene Ontology annotation, molecular function: protein binding. Lineage: Eukaryota; Metazoa; Arthropoda; Insecta; Thysanoptera; Thripidae. Bases 90 to 1394 code for a protein of 434 amino acids. Gene Ontology annotation, cellular component: cytoplasm; SCF ubiquitin ligase complex; nucleus.